GGACUUUGGAAGCUGUUUUUAUAAACUCGUCAAAAUACUUCAAUAGGGCCCCCCUCGUUUCUUCUAUCCCUUCCACCCCUGAAAAAUGGAUCCCGGCGGCGGCGCGUCACUGCCAUCGUCCUGCCCUGACGCUCGCAAGCGGCGCGUAUCCUACUUCUACGAGCCGACAAUCGGCGAUUACUACUAUGGACAGGGCCACCCGAUGAAGCCCCACCGCAUUCGCAUGGCGCACAAUCUCAUCGUCCACUACUCCCUCCACCGCCGCAUGGAAAUCAGCCGCCCCUUCCCCGCCGAUUCCACCGACAUACGGCGCUUCCACUCGCCGGACUAUGUCGACUUUCUUUCCUCGGUCUCCCCCGAUACUCUUCACGACCACACACACGCGCGUCAGCUCAAGCGCUUCAAUGUCGGGGAGGACUGCCCCGUUUUCGACGGCUUGUUCGAUUUCUGUCAGGCAUCGGCCGGGGGAUCCAUUGGCGCCGCCGUCAAGCUCAACAGGCAGGAUGCCGAUAUCGCGAUUAAUUGGGCAGGGGGGUUGCAUCACGCAAAGAAGAGCGAGGCUUCAGGGUUUUGCUAUGUCAAUGAUAUUGUGUUGGGGAUUUUAGAGCUGCUUAAAGUUCAUAGGGGAGCAUUAUUUGUUCAGCUCCAUUUGUUGUGGAUUAAUCGAACUGAUUCCUGGCCUGAUGUUUGUAGUCAUGAAUUUAAUUUUCAAUAUUAUGCUCUUGAAAAUGAGCGUGUGCUUUAUGUUGACAUUGAUGUUCACCAUGGAGAUGGUGUCGAGGAGGCUUUUUAUGUGACUGACCGGGUAAUGACAGUCUCAUUCCAUAAAUUUGGUGACUUUUUUCCUGGAACUGGGCAUAUUAAAGACAUUGGGGUAGGUGCGGGGAAGUACUAUGCUCUUAAUGUCCCGUUAAAUGAUGGGCUGAAUGAUGAAAACUUCCGUACUUUAUUCCGCCCCAUUAUGCAAAAAGUUAUGGAAGUUUACCAGCCAGAUGCUGUUGUUCUUCAGUGUGGGGCAGAUUCAUUGGCUGGCGACCGGUUAGGUUGCUUUAAUUUAUCAGUUAAGGGCCAUGCAGAUUGUCUUCGAUUCUUGAGGUCGUUCAAUGUUCCUCUCAUGGUUUUGGGUGGGGGAGGGUAUACAAUAAGGAAUGUUGCUCGUUGCUGGUGUUACGAGACUGCAGUGGCAGUUGACGUUGAACCAGAUAAUAAGCUGCCUUACAAUGAAUAUUUUGAGUACUUUGGCCCUGAUUAUACACUUCAUGUGGAACCAGGCAUUAUGGAAAAUCUGAAUACAGACAGAGAUUUAGAGAAAAUCAGAAACAUGUUACUUGAUCAACUUUCUAAACUACAACAUGCACCCAGCGUCCCUUUUCAGUACAUGCCUCCAACCACAGAAGUUCCAGAAGAGAGAGAAGAUGACAUGGAAGUGAGACCCAAACCUCGUAUAUGGAAUGGUGAUGCCGAGUAUGAGUCUGAUGACGAUGAGAAUGGGGAAUUUGCACAGCGAAGUUUGAAUGGUGAAGUUACAUAUGAAACAAGUACAGAUAUGAGGUGUAGUUCUGAUACCGUCAAGGAGGAGGAUAGGACUGAUGAACAGAAUCGAAGAUGAUAUUCCUCGCCAAAAAUUACUGACCUCGAAUCGAAUGACUGCUUUACAAACGUUCAUCUUGUACUGUGCUGUGAACUGUGAUUAUUCGAAUUGUGGUUGGCUAUAUGUGUAGUUUUAUUAUGUGCUAUUUCAGAUGUACAAUGACAAAAGAUCUGUUUUAUGGGUCCGUACUGUUGAAAAUUUAGUGGCUACAGCUUGUGAUGUGUUAAAACUGAGAAGGUGAUUGAAACUGAUCCAAAUUAACUCAGUUAAAAUUAUUUGGUAAAUUAAACUGAUAGAUUAGUAGUUUGCUUGGAUGUAGANCAACUCCAUUUAAUGAUAAGGAUAGUGUUGCGUUAUUACUGAUU
Molecule: messenger RNA, 1956 nt
Organism: Striga asiatica
Lineage: Eukaryota; Viridiplantae; Streptophyta; Magnoliopsida; Lamiales; Orobanchaceae
Source: the annotation of a GenBank genome assembly